CGUUGACUGAGCAGGAGAAAGUCCUCGUUGCCAACCGCGAGAAGGAUAAAGGCAACGAGGCCUUCAAGACCAACGACUAUGAGGAAGCUGUGGUGUAUUAUACAAGGAGUCUGUCAGUGGUACCAACCGUAGCCGGCUACAACAACAGAGCCCAGUCAGAGAUCAAACUGCAACACUGGCACAAUGCCCUCAACGACUGUCAGAAGGUACUGGAGAUGGAGCCAGACAAUAUGAAAGCUCUCCUCCGCAGGGCCACAGUGCUGAAACAACAGGGGAACUAUCAGAGGGCUGCUGAAGACCUGAGGAACGUCCUGCAGACCGAACCACAGAACAUCACUGCUACUAAACUUCUGGUUGAGGUGGAUAAGAAACUAAUCCAGUGUCGACCGGAGACGGAACGUAAAAGCAAGAAGAUCCUGAUUCAGGAAGUGGAGGAGGAUGAGAUACGGGAAGAGCAGAGAGGUGAGUGACUGAUCCCUUCACCUACUUAGUGAGAUUGAACCAUUAUACCUCUCCGUUAGAAGUGACUGACCUCCAGCCCGGUCCUGGAGAUUACAUUUACAUUUAAGUCAUUUAGCAGACGCUCUUAUCCAGAGCAACUUACAAAUUGGUGCAUUCACCUUAUGACAUCCAGUGGAACAGUCACUUUACA
Messenger RNA from Oncorhynchus keta (chum salmon), 652 nucleotides. RefSeq names its product sperm-associated antigen 1-like. Gene Ontology annotation, cellular component: mitochondrion; cytosol. The annotation marks the transcript as partial. Gene Ontology annotation, molecular function: heat shock protein binding. Lineage: Eukaryota; Metazoa; Chordata; Actinopteri; Salmoniformes; Salmonidae. The record is from RefSeq and is a predicted model, not a curated record. The transcript is spliced from 4 exons.